GAGGAAAGCAAGGGAGGAGGGGAGGGAGGGUGCAGGCAUGAUCAUUUCGGCAGGCGAUACAGAUCAAAGGGCGAAGUGUGGUCAGCAGUAGCCCUGAAACAUGCCCGGUCCAUCCUGUGCGCUCUCCCACUACUAGUGUUGGCUCGACGUCAGAUGCUGUGCGGCAGUGCAGCAGGAGGAGCUCGGGCUGGCGAGGCUGCUCACACCGCCGCUUCGCUCACUCACUCACACGCUCACUUGGUCACGCUGGAUCUCCACAAAUCUCUCACCCCUCCUCCGAUCUCUGUCUUUCAGUAGAUGGAUUUCUUCAAGCUCUGCCCUGCCUAACAUGGAUGCCCAGCCACCUUCACCACCACCACCACCACCUCCACCAUCAUCUUCCUCAGCUGAGUCGGAGGGCUGUUUCUUCUUGGCGCAGUGAGCUGGACACGCAGUGCUUUCCUUUUUCUUUUUUCUUUUUUCUUUCUUUGCUCAGAUGGAUGUGGGGAAACCGUUGCCCAGCUCGCCGGUGGUGAUCAUGCCGUGAUCUUUGUAAGCCGCCCUGCUUCACGUUAAAGAGAAAACAGAAACAAGUCUGGGGAAUUUACCGAUUCAGGGAAUUAAAAUCCUGUGCACCACACAAGCACCAUGAAGAUUACCUCCCUGCUGAUAUUUAAUGCGAGAGUCAGGUGCACCGUCAGGCUUCUACUGCUGCUAUUACACUGUGUGGGAUAUUCACAUGGGAUGCCACACGUCUUGAGAUUUGGGGGGAUAUUCGAGUCCAUUGAAAGCGGCCCAUCAGGUGCUGAGGAACUAGCCUUUAAAUUUGCUUUAAACACAAUCAACAGGAACAGAACCCUACUGCCAAACACCACGCUCACCUACGACAUCCAAAGGAUAAACAUCUAUGACAGCUUCGAAGCCUCCAGGAAAGCUUGUGACCAGCUUUCUCUGGGGGUAGCGGCCAUCUUUGGUCCCUCUCACAGUUCCUCUGCCAACGCAGUCCAGUCCAUCUGCAAUGCCCUGGGGGUGCCACACAUCCAGACCAAGUGGAAGCACCAGGUAUCGGACAACAGAGACGUUUUCUACGUUAGCCUCUAUCCAGACUUCUCCUCCCUGAGCAGGGCCAUCCUGGAUCUGGUCCACUUCUUCAAGUGGAAGACGGUCACUGUGGUUUAUGAUGACAGCACUGGUCUGAUUCGGUUGCAAGAACUUAUAAAGGCGCCUUCCCGGUACAACAUCCGGUUAAAGAUCCGGCAACUGCCCGCAGAGACCAAGGAUGCCAAGCCGCUGUUGAAAGAGAUGAAGAGAGGGAAGGAGUUUCACAUCAUCUUUGACUGUGGCCAUGAAAUGGCUGCUGGGAUCCUGAAGCAGGCUCUCGCCAUGGGGAUGAUGACAGAGUAUUAUCACUAUAUCUUCACCACACUGGAUCUGUUUGCACUGGAUGUGGAGCCUUACCGAUACAGUGGUGUGAACAUGACAGGCUUCAGGAUCCUCAAUACGGAGAACAGCCAGGUGGCCUCCAUCAUUGAGAAAUGGUCCAUGGAGCGACUUCAGGCUCCACCCAAACCUGACUCUGGUCUACUGGACGGCUUCAUGACCACGGACGCUGCGCUGAUGUAUGAUGCCGUGCACGUGGUGGCCGUGGCUGUGCAGCAGUCUCAGCAGAUCACUGUCAGCUCAUUACAGUGCAACCGACACAAGCCCUGGCGCUUCGGGAACCGCUUCAUGGCUCUCAUCAAAGAGGCCCACUGGGAUGGCCUGACCGGGAGGAUUACUUUCAACCGGACAAAUGGCUUGAGGACAGACUUCGACCUGGAUGUCAUCAGUCUGAAGGAGGAGGGACUUGAGAAGAUUGGUACCUGGGAUCCUCCAAGCGGACUGAACAUGACGGACAACCAGAAGGGGAAGACUACAAAUGUUUCUGAUUCCUUAUCCAAUCGAUCUCUCAUCGUCUCCACCAUACUGGAAGAGCCAUAUGUGAUGUUCAAGAAGUCUGACAAGCCGCUGUACGGGAACGACCGCUUUGAAGGCUAUUGCAUAGACCUGCUGAGAGAGCUGGCCAACAUCCUGGGCUUCACUUACGAGGUCCGCCUGGUGGAAGACGGGAAAUACGGCGCGCAGGACGAGAACACGGGCCAGUGGAAUGGGAUGGUCAAGGAGCUCAUGGACCAUAGAGCUGAUCUGGCAGUGGCUCCCCUCGCCAUCACAUAUGUGCGCGAGAAGGUUAUCGAUUUCUCCAAGCCCUUCAUGACGCUGGGUAUAAGUAUACUGUACCGCAAACCCAACGGGACCAACCCUGGGGUCUUCUCCUUCCUCAACCCCCUCUCGCCCGAUAUCUGGAUGUAUAUUCUGCUGGCUUACUUGGGUGUCAGUUGUGUGCUGUUUGUCAUAGCCAGGUUUAGUCCCUACGAGUGGUAUAACCCCCACCCUUGCAACCCCGACUCGGAUGUAGUGGAAAACAAUUUCACCCUGCUAAAUAGUUUCUGGUUCGGAGUUGGAGCUCUCAUGCAGCAAGGAUCUGAACUCAUGCCGAAAGCCCUCUCCACCAGAAUUGUAGGAGGAAUCUGGUGGUUUUUCACACUCAUCAUCAUCUCCUCCUACACGGCGAACUUGGCUGCUUUCCUCACUGUGGAGAGGAUGGAGUCACCCAUUGACUCCGCCGAUGACCUGGCCAAGCAGACGAAGAUAGAAUACGGGGUGGUAGAGGAUGGCUCCACCAUGACCUUCUUCAAGAAAACCAAGAUCUCCACAUAUGACAAGAUGUGGGAGUUCAUGAGCAGCCGGAGGCACUCAGUGAUGGUGAAGAACAUCGAGGAAGGCAUUCACCGUGUGCUCACCUCGGACUACGCAUUCCUCAUGGAGUCCACCACCAUCGAGUUUGUUACACAGCGUAACUGCAACCUCACCCAAAUUGGAGGCCUGAUUGAUUCUAAAGCCUACGGGGUCGGCACCCCAAUGGGCUCUCCGUACAGAGAUAAGAUCACUAUUGCCAUCCUGCAGCUUCAAGAGGAAGGGAAGCUGCACAUGAUGAAGGAGAAAUGGUGGAGAGGAAACGGCUGUCCGGAGGAGGAGAGUAAGGAGGCCAGCGCACUCGGGGUGCAGAACAUCGGAGGGAUAUUCAUCGUCCUGGCUGCCGGACUCGUCCUCUCUGUGUUUGUGGCCGUGGGAGAGUUCCUCUACAAGUCCAAACAGAAUGCACAACUUGAAAAGGCCCAAUGGCGACAACGAGAUAAGAAACAGGUCCUUCUGCAGUGCCAUGGUGGACGAGCUGCGGGUUUCCCUCAAGUGCCAGCGCCGGCUCAAACACAAGCCCCAACCUCCUGUCAUGGUGAAAACGGAGGAGGUCAUCAACAUGCACACCUUCAACGACCGCAGACUGCCAGGGAAAGAGACCAUGGCCUAAAAUGGGAAUCUGAAUCACUUUUUCACCCUCUCUCCUGCAGUGAGGAGGUGUGCAGAGACACUGGGGAAAGGGGUGGGGGUAAAUGGUAAGGGGAAUGUAAUGGGGUUAUAAUGGUUGACAGUUGGGUUAUUUCAAACAUAGAGCAGGUUAUAGGGAGUAUAUUGACAAAAUGUCAUUCUUGUUUCUUUAUAAAUAGCUAGGGAUAAGAGAUUCAACAAUAUUUCCUGUGGAAAUAACUUGAACCUGGGUGAAAUUUCAGCGAGUUACCUCAUUACUCUUACCACCUUGGCAAGGCGGCAAACUCCAGGUGCCAGGAUUUUCAAAAACCCAGGAGUCAGAGAGAGAGAGAGAGUCCAGAAAUAAAUUUAAGAUGGGACAGAGUUGGUCCCUCAAAACAUGAAAAAAUAAAAAUAUAAAUUGGACCUAUCAUCUUUAGCUGCUGCACAGUCAGUCUUUCACCGCACAGCUCAAAAGAGGCUGAUCAAGCAGCAUCAAAAGCAUCUCAGAGAUUAUGAACCAAUAUAUAUAGAUGCUAUCUGGGGGUACAGGGAGAAACGUUUGUAAAGGAGGAGUUUGUAUAAAAUGACAGAAUGGGCUCUCAACUAAAAUAAAUUCAAAGCCUUGAAGACAACGGUGAGCUUGGCUGCUCCCAAAAUGUAUAGAGAGGCAUUGCUUAGUCACAUAUGAUAUUGAUCAACAUCAAAAAUGGAUAUUGUAUAUCAUCCAUCAGGCAAUAAGUGAUAUCAUUUAUUUGUGUUUCAGAGUACUAACACUUUUAGUCUUUAAUGUAGGGGUGGGGUGGGGAUUUAGAGACAAAUUAUAUGGUGAAUUACAAGCAGAGAAUGCAGGAGUAGGGACAAUAUAAUGAACUGUUAUGUCCACGUAUCAGCCAGUACUCACUUAAAGAGGAUUCUAUGGAAGUACACACCCUUAAUGUCAAUAAGGAGGAACCUUGGAAUGAUGUGGGCACAGCUCGCUAAGUCUAAAUUCACAGCAAUCACACACCACACAAACUAUUUAUUCAAAGUAUUUAUUGUUUUAUUUAUAAAACUCCUUAUUUAUAUCUCUACAGACUGGACUUUCACUACUGCCGUAAAUACACCUCAUGUCAACUCGUUAUGGGUAAACACGGUUUAUUUCCAUGUCAAGUUUCCAGUUUCAUUUUGUACUCCUGUGGCUUUCUUUUUCUUUCUUUGGCAGCAAAGCUCCACAUUUACUUGUGCAGAUGCAAUUUCUAUGAAAAAGUGUUUUUGUACGAAGAGAAUCAAAAUUUUGUAAUGAUUUUUAUCAACACGAAACACACCAUGAGGAGUGUCAACUGUGGCAAAUGGGUGUUACUCCAGGCGGAUAGUGAGGCUUUCCUAGACAAUAGACAAAACACACACACACACACACACACACACACACACACGCACACACACACACACACCCGAGAGUGCAGGGUGCACCCAUCCUCCAUGGAGCAGAUUCACACCACUUAGUACUAUUAGUACUACUGUUCAGUGCAGAGCAUUCUGGUAAGCAUCAGUGACAUAAUGUUGUUGUUUUUGGAGAAGAAGAAAAAAGAAACUAUUUUUAUCAUGUAAAGGAAUCAUAUUUAAUGAAAGAUAUUUUUACUUCACAUGAAAGCAGAGUAAUGAUAAUACUGGUGCGAGCAAAUAUAUAGCGUGCGCGCACACAUACACACACACAGGAAGAGAUAAAGACUGCUGAUGAUGAUGCUUAUCAUUCUACACCCCCGAUUACAGAUAGACUGCUAGAAUCCAGUGCUGAGCAAUUGUGUGUAAAUGGUUUUAAAAAGGAAAAAGAUGUAUUUAAAACAAAAAAAUAAUGAACACUUAACUAAUUUUGAACUUGUUGUGAAAACAAAAUGGAGUGCACACAGUUUACCCUUUGAAGUUGAUGCACAAGUUUAAAGAAAAUUAAAAAAAGUAUUCACAACUUUCACCUCCUCUGCCUCUUUAUUGAGUGUCAGCGCAUGAACGAGAGACAGCAGCACUUAAAGUCUUCUAACUGUGGAGAGCUAUUAGAAGAGGAUGAUUAUAAAAUAUACAGCCAGACAAAAUGCCCAUGUGGGCCAUUUUAAUAAUGGGAUGGAAGCGGAGCCUUUUAUAACCCCAUUAAGCAGGGGUGUGUCCAUUAGAGGCAUGUCUUAUAGCAUCUUCAUUAAGUUCAGCCACUAUAUAAUGUGUAUAUGCAGACAUACAGUUUGGUCAAGCUCCUUUCUUUCCUUUGACGGUUCCACCUACAACCCGAGGACAACGGCUUCCACCACCCAAAAUGUUCCCAGCACGCUCAUGCCAAUAAGAUCUAAAAAUACAUGCUCACCAGCUGGACUAUUGAUUUGGCCAAGGUGGGCAACAAGGCCAUGGGGUUCCCUCAUGACUUAGUAAUCGGCUUAGUGUUUGGACCUCAUUUGGAUCACCUAAUUGGGCAGAAGCAUGUCCAAUUUGCCCGAGGCAUUCCUUACAGACAAUGCACACCCAUGGUAAACUCACACAGGUUUUUUUAAUUACUUUGGCUGAUUCGAUCUCUCAGGAUCGUGUGGGUGCAUACAGUCUGUGCUAGAUUGGCAUCUCUCUGACUUUCCAGGUAGUUUUUUUUCUUUGCGCCUAAGAGCAGUAAAUGGACAUCUUCCAUUCAUAAACAUGAUAUAGCAUAAUGUCAGUUCCAACCAUGUCUGAACUGAUCAGCCAGAGAGACUGAAAACACCUGUGUUCAGACAUUAUAGUAGAUAUUCUUGCAUCAAGUAUUGACAUGCCAAUCAAAAUGAAGUCCAUACAUAUUUGGCCUCAUCAUUAGUGAUAAAAUGAGCAAAUGUGAGUGAUCAUCCUCACGUCACAUAGGAUCCUUUUUAUUCUGGUUGUUUAUAUUAUCAUAAUAUCAAAGCGGAAAACAAAAGUAUGAUAUCUGUUUGUUGUUACUGUCACACUGUGUUUAUCAGGGCUGUGAGCGCCAUUUUAGCAGCUGAUACUAAAGCUCAUACUGCAUUCACUUGGAUUUUGGAAGAUGUUAGACAGUAGACAAACAACGGCUCCAGGUUGGCAACAAAUCACCCGACAAAAUGCAAGAUGGCUAAACUAAA
This is a messenger RNA of Larimichthys crocea (large yellow croaker), 6470 nucleotides long. RefSeq names its product glutamate receptor, ionotropic, kainate 2 (gene grik2). Gene Ontology annotation, biological process: monoatomic ion transport. The record is from RefSeq and is a predicted model, not a curated record. NCBI's taxonomy places the organism in Eukaryota, Metazoa, Chordata, Actinopteri, Sciaenidae. Gene Ontology annotation, cellular component: membrane. The coding region runs from base 628 to 3474 and encodes 948 amino acids. The transcript has 17 exons. Gene Ontology annotation, molecular function: signaling receptor activity; ligand-gated monoatomic ion channel activity.